AUGCGAGGAUCUGUAUUUGUGGACCUUCAUGGGAAUAGAAAAGUUCUGAAGAAGCCAACUGAAGGAGUCAACUUACCAGCGGAUGCUGAUGUGGAAGUAGUUCCCAAGGAACCUAAUGCGUCUACUUUAAUACCAGUUAGUAUGCUAGAACGCUCCUCUAUGUGGACUGUCCGGCCCCGCCAACAGCAUAUUCAUUGGUUUCCCUGUAUAGACAGCACACAAAUUAAACAUCGACAAUGGAAACGAACGGUUGAGAGUUCGAUCCUCGCAGGAAUUGUCCUCUGCAAAGCUGAAACAACAACUAACAUCGAAGCAGAACACAUUCUAAAAGGAUUUUUCAUUAUUUUAUGCUUCCUACGCAACCUUACUCAUUGA
Molecule: messenger RNA, 375 nt
Organism: Necator americanus (New World hookworm)
Lineage: Eukaryota; Metazoa; Nematoda; Chromadorea; Rhabditida; Ancylostomatidae
Exons: 3
Coding region: 1-375 (124 amino acids)
Source: RefSeq, a predicted model, not a curated record